This is a messenger RNA of Suhomyces tanzawaensis NRRL Y-17324, 918 nucleotides long. It is a transcript of the gene PNP1, whose product is annotated as purine-nucleoside phosphorylase. The transcript has a single exon. NCBI's taxonomy places the organism in Eukaryota, Fungi, Ascomycota, Pichiomycetes, Serinales, Debaryomycetaceae. The coding region runs from base 1 to 918 and encodes 305 amino acids. Gene Ontology annotation, molecular function: purine-nucleoside phosphorylase activity. Gene Ontology annotation, biological process: nucleoside metabolic process. Gene Ontology annotation, cellular component: cytoplasm. The record is from RefSeq and is a predicted model, not a curated record.
AUGUCAUUAUCACCCGAAGCAUACACAUCCUUAUUGGAUGAAGCCGCCACCAAAGUCCAGUCUAUCUUGGAAGCCACCCCAUCCUUGGCCAAGCCAAGAGUCAUGAUCAUCUGUGGAUCUGGGUUGGGAGGCAUCGCCAACAUCUUACACUCCGAGCCAAAGGUUGAGGUCCAGUACAAAGACAUUCCUGGCUUCAAGGUCUCUACCGUUCCAGGCCAUGCCGGAAAAUUGAUUUUCGGUCUUAUUGGUGCCAACAAAGUUCCUGUCAUGUGCAUGGUGGGUAGAUUGCAUUUCUACGAAGGCUACACUUUCCAAGAAACUACUUUCCCAGUCAGAUUGGCUAAGAAAUUACAAGCCGAAACUGUGGUUGUCACUAACGCUGCUGGUGGUGUCCGCGAGGGUCUUGUUCCAGGUGAUUUGAUGCUUAUUGACGAUCACAUCAACUUCCCAGGCUUGGCUGGAUACCACCCAUUGAGGGGCCCAAAUUUGGAAGAGUUUGGCCCUCGUUUCCAACCACUCUCCGAUGCCUAUGACUUGGAUUUGAGAAGAUUAUUCUUGACCAAGGCCAGAAAGGAUCUUGGAAUCACUAGAAAAAUCUACGAAGGUACUUACACCUUCGUUGCAGGUCCCACUUUCGAAAGUAGAGCCGAAGUUAGAAUGAUCAGAAACUUUGGUGGAGAUGCUGUUGGUAUGUCUACAGUUCCAGAAGUCAUUGUUGCCCGUCAUUCAGGUUUGAGGGUUUUGGCAUUGUCAUUAAUUACGAAUGCUGGUGUCGCCGAUAAGCCACCUAGUGCGUUUGAAGAAAACCCAAAGCCAUUGGACGAAGGUAUGGCUAGCCACGACGAAGUCUUGGAGGCUGCCAACGAAGCAUCCAAGGAUGUCCAGAAAAUCAUCGAAGCCACUAUUAACGAGUUGUAA